AUGAAAUUCACAGUUGAAGGAGUUGAGCAUGAGCUUUCACGAUCACUUGAAGCCGAGUACGGUGAUGCAUUUAAAUCGGCAUGCGAAGGGAUGAGCAAAGCGCUGGAAAUCAUUCGAUCACCUGGUUUCGUGGAGCGAUCCGGUUGGAAAGUCGAUUGCAGUAACGAUUAUGUAACCGUACACUAUAAGGAUAUGGACGGACACCGGUAUUUCGCUGGAAAGACUAUAGUGGCCGUGCCAGCUACAGUGAUUAUGGAUUCGCACUGGAAUGGUCUGGCCAGUGUCAACGAAUACAAUGACAAUAUGAAGUUUGGUAGACGUGUGAAGCAGCUCACCAAUGAUAUCGACGUCGCCCACUACGCGUCGAAUGAAAAAUUCAUGGUGAAGAGCCGCGACUUUCUAUGCGGAAGAAUGAAGCAAAAGGUUGCCGAUGGUUUUGUUCUCUCGGGUCGAUCCUGCGUUGUCGACUCGGUUCCUCCAGGCAAGGACGCCGUCAGGUGA
Cooperia oncophora is the source of this 501-nucleotide messenger RNA. Lineage: Eukaryota; Metazoa; Nematoda; Chromadorea; Rhabditida; Trichostrongylidae. The record is from the annotation of a GenBank genome assembly.